ACUCUUCCAGAUCCAAGAUGGCCGCAGGCACCGCGGCUCUGGGAGCCUCCGUGGCGGCUUUAGCCGCUUCGAGCCCGGCGGCCCAGGCUCCGUGACCCGCAGCGGAUCUCCGGCACCCACACCAGUCACCCACGGGCGGCGGCAGCGCGGCUGCGGCCUGUGUGGUGGUGCAGCGGCGGUCUGAAGCAGCGCGGAUUUCAUUCCGGAGCUGGAUGGCUGAGGCCGGCAGGAGGGCGCCGCCGCCGCUGGGGCUUUGCGACCCGGCCACCCGGAGGGUCAGGCGGCCAGAGACGGAGGAUGGACCCGCGGCUGGACAGGGAACCGUCCGGCUUCAGCUGGACCUGUCCGAGCCAGACGAACUCUCUUCCCCCGAGUUCAAUUACGGAGAGCUCAUCCAGUCCCUGCAGGCCAGGAAGGACCCGUCAGGUGCUGCACCUGCUCGCGACCCCAGUGACCCCUUCAAUGAUGAUGAAAGGGAGAGACAAGAGAUGGAGGCCUUGGCCAAAAAGUUUGAGAACAGAUAUGGAGCGCCCUGCAGGAAGAAGAGGAGGGACCGAGUGCAGGAUCUGAUUGAUAUCGGAUUCGGUUAUGAUGAGAGUGACCCCUUCAUAGAUAACUCAGAGGCUUAUGAUGAGCUCGUUCCAGCGUCUCUCUCCACGAAGCUUGGUGGGUUCUACAUAAACACGGGAACGCUGCAGUUCCGCGUUGCGUCUGAGUCUGAGGGAGAUGAGGCUGAGGGAGAUGAAGGCGUGAUUAAGGAAGAGGAGGAGUCGGGGCUGAAGAGGAAGAAGGGGAAAGAGGAGGAUGAAGAGGAGAAGAAAGUGAAGAGAGUCCAGCUGCCUGAACCGGGCUUGGCGCCUCUGAAUGUGCACCGGCCGGAGAAGAAGAAGAGGAAGAAGCUGAUGAAGGACUCUCUCUGCCUGGCAGCCAUGCUGCACCGCUUCACCAAGGAGAAGGCGAAGGAGGAGAUGCGUAGAAAGAACGUGGUGGGGGUCCACCCCAGCCCGAUCACCUGGCCACAUCACCCGCAAAACCUCCACAGCAACGCCCAGAACAGCGACCCGCUGCUCACCGACCUCACCUCCGACCCCGCUGUGAUGUCACUGCUGACCUCCUCCAAUGAGAGCGAGCUGCAAGACCUGCUGAGUGAUCUGGACUUCAGCGUUCUAGACGCUGGACCACAGCCAGCCGCUGUGGGCAGGGAGAACGGCCAGCUGGCUGUGGGGGUGGGGCAGAAAAUGGCAGGCGUGGCCUUGGCCAGAGGGGUGGGGCUUCUCUCCCCUCCUCCACUACCAGAAGGACUGCCACAACCCCUGGUCAAACGCAUUGAAGACCUGCGAGCAGCUUCACGACAGUUUGACCAGGAGGGCAGGAAGAAGUUCUUCACUUUAGACAUGAAUAAUAUCUUACUGGAUAUAGAGCUGCAGGUGCAGGAGCAGCCCCCGGCGGUGCGUUCAGGUGUUUAUUCUCACCUGGAGGCAUUUGUGCCCUGCAAUAAAGACACUCUGCUCAAACGCCUCAAAAAACUCAGCCUCAACAUUCAGGACGAUCGUCUACGGACCCCUCUACUGAAGCUGAAGCUGGCUGUGUGUAGUGUGAUGCCUGAACAGACCGCCAGAUACAACAUGGACUGUCUGGCCAGAGUGGCGAAGCAGCAAAUGGAGGACGGAGAGAGAAACGGCUCGGAGGAGGACGAAGAGGAGAGACCAGGGAAGAGAGUGAUAGGCCCACGGAAGAAAUUCAUCUGGGACGACAAACUCAGGACUUUGCUGUGUAACCUGGUGCGGGUGAAGCUGAAGUGUUAUGAACAGGAGAAAAGCUCUCUCUCUGUAGAGGACUACCUCAAAGCCUUCAUGGAGAAUGAGGUCAAGCCGCUCUGGCCCAAAGGAUGGAUGCAGGCCAGGAUGCUGUUUAAGGAGAGCCGUACAGUACACGGUCACCUCACCGACUUGGGAAAGAAGAGGAUCGUUCAGCCCCCCAAACCGGCUAAAGUAAAGGAGUGGGAGUGGAACCAGCAGCCAAUCCAAGCGUUGGGACCCUCAGCAUUUCCAGCAGUGCCUGGCCCUGUUCGCCCGCCCCUCUCCCCAACCUCAGAGCCCAUCUGCCUGUCGGACUCCCUGGAUGACGACCUGGCCACCAACUCUCUGGACUCCAUCGCUCAGGCGCUGUCGCUGCUCAGCAACGCUGCUAAUGGUGUCACGGUGAACUCUGCUACUACCGCAGCCUCCUGUUCUCCUCCUGCUGUUAGCACUCACUUGUCUUCUCUGGUUUCUCACGCAGAGACUCUUCCCACCACGUCUCUUGCCUCCUCUACUCACCCCUCCACUCCUCAGCCAUCUUCCGCACGAGUGGAGCUGUUUUCUGGCCUGAAAGAUGCUGGAUCACUACAGAGAAACACAAUGGUACCUGCUAGCAUUGCUAACAGCAUCGUCAACAGGCCCAGCAACAUCACGAGUGCGAGUACCACACAGCCGGCUAAGCCACGUCCACCUCCGACAGCCUCACCUCUUCUCCCGCCACAGCAGAAGCUGUUCGGGGUAAAGCCCAGUCAAACUACCCCCCCUACAGGCCAGCCCAAGAACUUGGCAAACAAACAGGCUGACGGCAGAAGCGGAGGAUCUACAGGGCUCCCGCAACAGACUUCUGUGAAUUCCCAUGCUCCUCUGCAGAACUCCAAAAUCCCCCAGCAGGUGGCGCGGGUGCCCAGCUCGCCCUGCCAGUCUCCGACACCCCACUCGCCCCAGGGCAAAGUUCAAACGCAGACCUCUCCCCUGGUGCACCACCAGCCGGGUUUCAUAACGCCCAUGCAGGCCACCAUCACCAAGUCUUCCCACAGCAGCAGCAGCUCACCUAUCAUCAAACUCUCCCACCGGCCACCUGCCCCCACUCCACCAUCCACUUCUUCUCCCUCUCCCAAUUCCUCCCCACGCCCCCAGAUCAUGACCCCGCCCCUCCAGUACAGCCCUAAAAGCCCCGGGUUUAGGCCGCCAUUCAACAUCAACCCGGCCGGUAAACCUGCUGCACAGCAGGUGAGCUACAGCUUUGCAGGUGCGCAGAAGUCCACCAGUCCUCUAGGGGGCACCAGCGCAAGCAUCACUAACCCCAGCCCCAAAGCCACACUUCAGCCUGCUGGCUUCCAGGACAGUAACCCCUCCCCUUCAGCUGUUUCAGCCAAUCAUGGACAGAGACAGAGGCCCGUCGGAGGAGCCAGUCAGAGUGCCAAGUCUUCAGCCAGUCGCAUGCCAACCUUGGGACUGACCUCUCCAUCUGACGCUGCCCUUUUGUCCCAGCAGGUUUCUUCCUCAGCGGGCGGUAAUCUCCUGAGCUCGGUGGGGGCGCCUCUGCCGCUGAGUUUCGGUAUGCUGGGUGGUCUUGUGCCCGUCUCUCUGCCCUUCCAGUUCCCUUCACUGCUAAACUUCACUCCGCCUGGCCCGGCCAGCACAGGGGGGGCUUCACCCACCCCCAACUCAGGAUACAGUCUGACUCAGAAUUUGUUUAAGAGUUUGCAGUCAGGUGUCCAGGCUGCUCUACCUCCUCACCUGCAGCUUGCUUUCUCAGAGUUGCUCUAAAUCAGCCUCCAGGGGGUGCUGCGGUUCCCGCUCGUGUGUACAUGUAGAAGUAGAAUGAACAUCUCGAUCUUCUGUAAUGAAGAAACAGUGUUACUGGCUGCAUGUUAGCAUUACAGGCUCUGUGUGCAGCUAAUGAUAACAAAUGAUAGCAUUACUGGCUCCGUAAGUCCAGUAAUUCUGAACCGUCACGUCUGUCCAAGCAGACAAAACCAGUUAUUUUGUGAAAUGCGACACGUGCAUCUCUGCAGCAUGUCAAAAUAAAAGCCUUUCCAACGA
Molecule: messenger RNA, 3845 nt
Organism: Pygocentrus nattereri (red-bellied piranha)
Lineage: Eukaryota; Metazoa; Chordata; Actinopteri; Characiformes; Serrasalmidae
Gene: ubn2a
Product: ubinuclein 2a
Exons: 17
Coding region: 213-3569 (1118 amino acids)
Cellular component (GO): nucleus
Source: RefSeq, a predicted model, not a curated record